Mycotypha africana is the source of this 321-nucleotide messenger RNA. RefSeq names its product ubiquinol-cytochrome C reductase hinge domain-containing protein. Bases 1 to 321 code for a protein of 106 amino acids. NCBI's taxonomy places the organism in Eukaryota, Fungi, Mucoromycota, Mucoromycetes, Mucorales, Mycotyphaceae. Gene Ontology annotation, biological process: mitochondrial electron transport, ubiquinol to cytochrome c. The transcript is spliced from 4 exons. The record is from RefSeq and is a predicted model, not a curated record.
AUGGGCCUUUCUGAAUUUUUCUCAAAUUUGAUGCCUACUGUAUUCGCUGAAGAAGAGCAGCCGGUUGAAGAACCAGUUGAAGAAGUCGAAAGCGAAGCUCCAGCCGAGGAAGAAGAGGAAGAAGAAGAAGAACCCGAAGAUCCCAAAGAAGCUAUAUUUGAAGCUUGUACGGAGGAAUGUUCAGCAUUGAAAAAACAUCUCGAUGAAUGCAAUGAGCGUGUUGAAAAUGGAUCCAGUGAAAACUGCAUUGAAGAAUUCUUUCACUUUAUGCACUGUGCUGACGAAUGUGCCGCGCCAAAAAUCUUUGCUGCCACCAAAUAA